Molecule: messenger RNA, 8289 nt
Organism: Mesocricetus auratus (golden hamster)
Lineage: Eukaryota; Metazoa; Chordata; Mammalia; Rodentia; Cricetidae
Gene: Atp8a1
Product: ATPase phospholipid transporting 8A1
Exons: 37
Coding region: 356-3886 (1176 amino acids)
Biological process (GO): phospholipid translocation
Cellular component (GO): plasma membrane
Molecular function (GO): ATP hydrolysis activity; ATPase-coupled intramembrane lipid carrier activity; magnesium ion binding
Source: RefSeq, a predicted model, not a curated record
GACUAGACUUCAGACUGCUUUCUCAGACUUGAGCUGGCCUAAGUGCUUCCUCAGCAUGACAGCCAGUCCACCCCUUCCCUGCCUGCACUUCCGGCCCCAGUAGGGGCUGCUUCCCUGAUCCACUUCUUAGCAUCUCCCUGAGUCUCCUACCGUAUCUGUGCUCCACAGGCAAGCUUGUCUGUGUCAUUUGUCUGUCACCACGUCUUGGUUAUCAGUAUCUUUAUCAGUGGGUGGAGAAGUUUUCUUUUGCCCUCCACAUGGGGCAGUGGAGACAACCACUUCUUUGUCCUUUGGGGUAUAUUUAUUGGGCAAACAUUUGUUGAGUAGCUGUUGUUUGUUGACCUGUGUGGAGAAGAUGAGUGACACACCAAAUACCCCAGACAGCUCCUCUUCUGGUAGGGGGAGACUGACUCAUAACCAGAGAGCCAGAAAACGUCCUGGUUACGAGAAGACAGAUGAUGUCUCAGAGAAGACCUCUCUGGCUGAUCAGGAAGAAGUAAGAACCAUAUUCAUCAACCAGCCUCAGCUGACAAAAUUCUGCAACAAUCACGUCAGUACUGCAAAAUACAACGUGAUCACAUUCCUGCCGAGAUUCCUCUACUCUCAGUUCAGAAGAGCAGCUAAUUCAUUCUUUCUCUUUAUUGCCCUGCUCCAGCAAAUACCUGAUGUGUCACCAACAGGUCGUUACACAACACUGGUUCCUCUCUUAUUUAUUUUAGCUGUGGCAGCUAUCAAAGAGAUAAUAGAAGAUAUUAAACGACACAAAGCCGAUAACGCUGUGAACAAGAAACAGACACAAGUUCUGAGAAAUGGUGCUUGGGAAAUUGUUCACUGGGAGAAGGUAAAUGUUGGAGAUAUAGUAAUAAUAAAAGGCAAAGAGUAUAUACCUGCUGACACUGUCCUUCUCUCAUCAAGUGAGCCCCAAGCCAUGUGCUACAUCGAGACAUCCAACUUAGAUGGUGAAACAAACUUGAAAAUUAGACAGGGUUUACCAGCAACAUCAGAUAUCAAGGACAUUGACAGUUUGAUGAGAAUUUCUGGCAGAAUUGAGUGUGAAAGCCCAAACCGACAUCUCUACGAUUUUGUUGGGAAUAUAAGGCUUGAUGGACAUGGCACUGUUCCUCUGGGAGCAGACCAGAUUCUUCUACGUGGUGCUCAGUUAAGAAAUACUCAGUGGGUUCAUGGGAUAGUUGUCUACACGGGACAUGACACCAAGCUGAUGCAGAAUUCCACAAGUCCACCUCUUAAACUCUCCAAUGUGGAACGGAUUACAAAUGUACAAAUUCUGAUUUUAUUUUGCAUCUUAAUUGCCAUGUCUCUUAUCUGUUCUGUGGGCUCAGCCAUUUGGAAUCGAAGGCAUUCUGGGAAAGACUGGUACCUCCAUCUACACUAUGGUGGCGCUAAUAAUUUCGGACUCAACUUCUUGACUUUCAUUAUCCUUUUCAACAACCUCAUUCCCAUCAGCUUGUUGGUUACAUUAGAAGUGGUAAAGUUUACCCAGGCAUACUUCAUAAAUUGGGAUCUUGACAUGCACUAUGAGCCCACAGACACUGCUGCAAUGGCCCGGACAUCGAAUCUGAAUGAAGAACUUGGCCAGGUUAAAUACAUAUUUUCUGACAAAACUGGGACCCUGACAUGCAAUGUGAUGCAGUUUAAGAAGUGCACCAUCGCAGGCGUGGCUUAUGGCCAUGUCCCUGAACCUGAGGAUUAUGGGUGCUCGCCUGAUGAAUGGCAGAGCUCACAGUUUGGAGAUGAAAAAACAUUUAAUGACCCAUCAUUGCUGGAAAACCUCCAGAAUAACCAUCCGACCGCACCUAUCAUUUGUGAAUUUCUCACAAUGAUGGCAGUCUGCCACACAGCUGUACCAGAGAGAGAAGGCGAGAAGAUCCUCUAUCAGGCGGCAUCUCCAGACGAGGGAGCACUGGUCAGAGCAGCCAAGCAGUUGAAUUUUGUCUUCACUGGAAGAACUCCUGACUCGGUCAUCAUAGAUUCACUGGGGCAGGAAGAAAGAUACGAAUUGCUCAAUGUCCUAGAGUUCACCAGCGCUAGAAAAAGAAUGUCCGUGGUGGUUCGCACUCCAUCCGGGAAGUUACGGCUUUACUGCAAAGGAGCUGACACAGUGAUUUAUGAACGACUCGCAGAGACUUCAAAAUACAAAGAAAUCACCCUAAAACAUUUAGAACAGUUUGCUACAGAAGGGCUGAGAACUCUGUGUUUUGCUGUGGCUGAGAUCUCCGAGAGUGACUUCGAGGAGUGGCGAGCCGUCUACCAGCGAGCGUCCACCUCGGUGCAGAACAGGCUGCUGAAGCUGGAGGAGAGCUACGAACUCAUCGAAAAGAAUCUUCAGCUACUUGGAGCUACAGCCAUUGAGGAUAAAUUACAAGACCAAGUGCCUGAAACCAUAGAAACGCUCAUGAAAGCUGACAUCAAAAUAUGGAUCCUUACCGGGGACAAGCAAGAAACUGCCAUUAAUAUUGGACACUCCUGCAGACUUCUGAAGAAGAACAUGGGGAUGAUUGUUAUAAACGAAGCCUCUCUUGAUGGGACCAGGGAAACUCUCAGUCGGCACUGCACCACCCUUGGAGAUGCCCUUCGGAAGGAAAAUGAUUUUGCUCUUAUAAUCGAUGGGAAAACCCUCAAAUAUGCCUUAACCUUCGGAGUCCGGCAGUGUUUCCUGGACUUAGCUUUGUCCUGCAAAGCUGUCAUUUGCUGCAGGGUUUCUCCUCUUCAGAAGUCUGAGGUGGUUGAGAUGGUUAAGAAACAAGUCAAAGUCAUCACACUUGCCAUCGGAGAUGGAGCAAAUGAUGUCAGCAUGAUACAGACGGCCCAUGUGGGUGUUGGGAUAAGUGGCAAUGAAGGUUUGCAGGCAGCCAACUCUUCGGAUUACUCCAUAGCGCAGUUCAAGUAUUUGAAGAAUUUGCUGAUGGUUCAUGGUGCCUGGAAUUACAACCGAGUGUCCAAGUGCAUCUUGUACUGCUUCUACAAAAACAUUGUACUCUACAUCAUUGAGAUCUGGUUUGCCUUUGUCAAUGGCUUCUCUGGACAGAUCCUCUUUGAGCGAUGGUGCAUAGGGCUCUAUAAUGUGAUGUUUACAGCAAUGCCUCCCUUAACUCUGGGGAUAUUUGAGAGAUCGUGCAGAAAGGAGAACAUGCUAAAGUACCCUGAAUUGUACAAAACAUCUCAGAACGCUCUGGACUUCAACACCAAGGUUUUCUGGGUUCAUUGUUUGAAUGGCCUAUUCCACUCAGUUAUUCUGUUUUGGUUCCCACUAAAAGCCCUUCAGUACGGCACGGUAUUUGGAAAUGGGAAAACCUCAGACUACCUGCUUCUGGGAAACUUUGUUUACACGUUUGUAGUGAUAACUGUGUGUUUGAAAGCUGGACUGGAAACCUCAUAUUGGACAUGGUUCAGCCACAUUGCCAUCUGGGGCAGCAUCGCUCUCUGGGUGGUGUUCUUCGGAAUCUACUCAUCUCUGUGGCCUGCCAUCCCCAUGGCCCCUGAUAUGUCUGGAGAGGCAGCCAUGCUCUUCAGCUCUGGGGUCUUUUGGAUGGGCUUGCUCUCCAUACCUGUGGCGUCAUUGCUUCUGGAUGUGCUGUGCAAAGUUAUCAAGAGGACGGCCUUCAAAACGCUAGUGGAGGAAGUUCAGGAGCUCGAGGCGAAAUCUCAAGACCCAGGGGCAGUUGUACUUGGGAAAAGCCUCACCGAGAGGGCCCAGUUGCUCAAGAAUGUCUUUAAGAAGAACCACGUCAAUCUCUACCGCUCCGAGUCCUUGCAGCAGAACCUGCUCCAUGGCUAUGCCUUCUCUCAAGAUGAAAAUGGCAUCGUCUCACAGUCUGAAGUGAUUAGAGCCUAUGAUACCACGAAACAGAGGCCAGAUGAGUGGUGAUAAGGAGGACUAAGCAACAGGAGCUAUCACAAUCUACAGUCCCCACUGCAAUCUGAUGACCAAUCCCAGUCUAGUCUGGUCCAUGGGGAGAAACAGUGGAUCUGAGCUCACCUCACAGAUGGACAUUAUGUACCACUGUACCACCAUCACCCUCAGAUGUUCUCAAGUACCUGCUAAGGCUUUGUAAACUGAUAUUGGAAAUGACCUUGUGUCUUGCCUGAGUGCUUUCUCAAAAUGGGGACAGGUCAGUGUUCACAAGCCAUCCCUCUGGGGCUGUGACUAUCAGUUCAUUGGCUCAACCACCAGUCAAUCAACCAUUAAAAAAAAAAGACUGAAAUGGUGGUAAGGGGAGGACUCUUGAUAUCCAGACUUAGAUUUCAGGAUAGGCUGAAACAAACCAGCAUUCUUGACUCACUCUACUGAACACUUCUAAACAAGGCAUUAAUACGUAUUUGUGUCAAAAAGUGUCUUGCUAAGUGUUUGCCAAAGACGUUCAGUGUGUGUGUUUCUCAUUCAGUAGUCAACUGCCCAGAAAUUUAAAAGAAAGUUUUCCCGCAGCGCUGCUGUGCGAUCUGCAUGCUUGACUUUUCAGAUGUGAGUGCAGCUUGCAAACAUUGAACAUUUCCAGGCAUUCGCUACUAAGGUCUGUGAUGUCGCACCUUCGGCCUUACAACUGCUUCUCUGUCGAUUGUCCCCUUGAUUCGUUGUAGUCGGAGGGACCUGUGUCCGUGUGACCGUUGUUACGACGCUGAUUUUUUGUUGUUGUUGUUUUGAACUGUAUCGUCUGUCAUUUCUGAUGAACUUUAGAGUCCUUUAGAUGUUCCUAGAAAUCUGACUUCCAUUGUGUAUUGAGUGAUGUCACUUUGUCUUCAAUUUUUGUCCCUCCUAAGAAAUUAUGCUUACGUAUUUACAUGGGACUUCCAAAGCUUCAGUUCUGACGUUCUGUAUAAUCCAUCAAAUGAUGCAUGGGCUUUUGUCAUGUGCAUAGGCUCAGCUUUUGUCCUGUGUUCUGUUUGUUUCGCCCUGUGUGCUCCCACUGGAGACGGCAUAUGUAGCACAGUUGGUGUGACAGUGACUACCCAUGUGCUCAAGCCUGAAAAUUAUUUCGCGGUUCACCCGGCCAACAGUUACCAAAGUGAGUCAUGUACUGCUUACUGACACGAGACAGAUGAGUAGCACAUUCCCCACAUUUUAAGGAGAUACCUAUUUUACUCCAGCAAACUUUCCAGGCAAUGAAAAUGUCUCAUCAUGAGUAGGGCUCACCGAUAUGCUUUCGAAUAGAUGUCCAUUCGCAUUAGUUUUGGUGUUUCCAUGAAAUGUCCUGGGAAAUGCCUAUUUUGCUACCAACAAUAAAUGGUGAAGGGGCUGUUUAAAACCACACCCAGUUUUCUACAGUUUUUACAAUAUUUUUGUCAUCUUAAAAGAUAAAAAGGGAGUUCUAGUUUUCAGAUACACUUCAGAGAUGGAAACAAACUCUUCUGCCUUUUACUCAAAAGCCUGUUUGCCUUCAAGUGGGUUACCAGCAAAAUAGGGCCCCUUAAACAUGUACAAGGACUAGCUUUGAGAAAUUACCCCAUUUCAUCAUGGUUCCCCCUUUCUCUCAGUCUGGAUUUAAAAUUAGAGUGUGUCUCUUCCUUCUCUAAAUUUGUAGCUAGGAACCAGUGUGUCUCCACAUUCCCUGCAAAUGAGAGGUUCUACACAUUCCCAUAAUUCUAAAGGGAGUGGAGUGCACUGUACUUCACAUCUCAAACCCAUCCUGUUGGAGCUUAGAUUGAGCAAGCUGUGAACAAAGCGUCUGGCAGAACUGCACACAUAAAAUCUAAGGUGAUCUAUCAAAUUGUGAAGCUGCAGACUUUGACCUCCACCAACUAAAUCUGGCGAGUAGGUUUUCCUCAGCCUCCUGGUGGUGACAGUUGAGAUCACACCACAGAAAUGAGUGGUAACCCAGGGAUGGCUUCCCUUUGGCCUCGCCAUCAGAGGCGUCUGUCUCCAGAUUCCGCCAUCAAAACACUGUGAGUGAGAAUGGAAUCUUCUGACCUCCACAUGAAAAGCUGAAGUCUUCUUUUAUCUUAACUCAUGAAUGAUUCUGAUAGAACUCCUCCACAUGUGAAUACUCGUGGCUAAUCAGUGUACAUCAUACCCUGAAAUGAAACUCUUGAUGCCUGUUCAGCCCUGGAUCCAGUGUCUGAAUGGUGGCCAUUAAGUCAGUCUCCCUGUUACUUGGGUUGGGAAGAGCACAGGGAGGAGCCACUUAGGUAAAACUUGAAGUAGAGAAUUGCUAUUGCAGUGAGUUUAUAGAGACUUAAUACUCCUGAGUUUCUAGCCUUUGUUAGUGGAGGGAAAGGUUCCUGGUUUCACUGGGAUUUGAAUAACUAAAGUCAAAGGGACUUUAAACCUAUGUUUUCUGAAAUAAACAAUAUGUAACUCCAAUUUAAAAGUCCCUUUUGGGGACCCUAGUAAAUGCUGACAUGACUGCUUUGUAAUGUUUACAAUCCGGAAAAUACUAUUUAUGGCAGAAAAGCCUCAUUACAUUAGCAAUGAAAAGCUGGGAGUGUCUUCACUCAUGUUGGAAUAUAUACAGCAGUAUACAGCAUGGACUUUCUCAUGUGUUACAUGUACAUGCAAAAAUACAUUGGUGUCUCGCACCAUAAAAGAUGCUAUGUUGUAGAAGGCAUUAGCAGGAAUGCAAUGUGUGCUUCUUAGCUGGCUCUCCCCUUGGCACAUCUGUGUGUGAUGGCAUCAGCAGCAAAGAGAAUUUACUGGAAAGCUCUCUCACCCAGGCAGAUGAAGGGAUACUGCCAAAUAAGGGAGCCAUGAAUUGUAUUGUCAUUAUAGAGCCAAUGACAGUGAGUCCUUUUCCUUCCCAACAGGCAAAAUGAAUUCUAGGAAUGAUCAGCAUGUAGUCUCAGCAUUUAAUUACAUAUUGUAAUUUUUUCAAUUCGGUAUCCCAGAUAGCUGGAAUGAUACCCACAGAUUAAUUUGUUCUUAUACUUAGUGGCACACUCAUAAGCUGUCAUUGAAAAUGUCCUUUCAGAAAAUUAAUGCUAGUCAGAGAGCCACAGAGACUUCCUCUUUAAAAAAAAAAAGUGUGUGGCUAUUACAUUCAUCCUACGGUGGGGUUUUAAUGGCUCUGGGUCUUAAAACUUGUUUCAUGAAAUCAAUCUUUAGUAAGUAAACUACAAGAUUUAUCAAGAGAAUGUCCUACUCAUUGACACUAUGGUGGCCAGGUAUGUUGAAUUCCUUCUGUCCAUUGCUUACAGUAACACCAUGUGGCUCUGUGCCUCAUAAAUGUUUUUUAAUGACGAGUAUUUCUGGAUGGCCUCUUCAACAUAGCAUAGCCUGAUUUUUCUCACCUUAAAAUAAAACACUUGUGAAACUUAGUUAUACUUUGCUGUGUUUUAAUUAACCUUCAACAGCUGUUAAAAUGGAGUGUAAGUUAAAUUUUGAAGGAAUGGAAGCGAAUGCUCUCCAUGUUUUGGACUGGUUUAUUUUCUGCAGGAGAGCAGCUGUUUAGGCUUCUUGGUUUUGUGUGUGUUUGUUUUGUUUUUUGAUAGGCUACGGUUUGCAUGAAUUAAUAUUUAAAGUGAUCCAGGCAAAUGCAUGGCUUGUGUAAAAAUCUCGAUAUUUAUUUCUGUCUCAUAAAAUUUUAUCAUGGCCUUACUAGAAUUUAGUACUUAGUGGACAAUUUAAUUAGUCCUCCACACAGCUUUUUUUAAAUACUAAAUGGAUUAUUUUAAAAGUUUCAUCAAACUCAGUUGAAUCUUUUUAUUUAAUUGAAUCUUCUGUUUAGUUUGCCUCUAUGAACUUUUCUCUAGAAAGUUCCUGAAACUUCUCAGCAAAUAAAUCUUCCCUGAGUAGGAAAAAAGUGGAUUGCAUAUGUGCUUAUUUUGAAUUAACAGCAACUUUCCAUGGGUAAGUUUGCUAUGGCAAAGAUGUGAACAGAGUUUUUUUAAUUCCCCAGUCACAGACUAGAAGCCAUAAACGCAGUGGGUGCAGUUUGUUGUUAGCCUCUUCCGGCUUCAUUUUCACCCUUUCACGUGUAGUGAGUUAAAGUCCAAAGGCAGCCUUGGAAGGCAACUGUGAAAGCUACAGUUUGCAUUAAAGAUGCCAUCAACGUCCAGCUCUGUGGAAAAGCCAUUUUGCAGAAACUGCUGUAGAGAUUGUGACGCUGCAUGAGUGGGGAGUGUCGAAUCUGUGCUUAUAGUGGUUCUCUCAGGUUUGUGUAUCCUAAUGUUCAAUGCACUGUGUUUUAUAAAUAGUUACUACCGUUGAGUAAAAUCCAUUUCUAUGCACUGUUUCCUGUCAUUGGCCUUUUGUGGAUGUGCAUGUUUUAAACUGCAAAUUUUAAACAUUUGUCCUCUAAUUGUUAUUAAAAAUAAAAUAAACUUUACCAUUACAUAACA